AUGGUUCCUCGGUGUCCCUGCCCUGAUGACGGCGUGAAUACUAAGAAUGAUCUCAACUUACAGCUCCCUUAUACGUAUGGCUAUGAGCCGUUCAAAUUUGACAGCAAGCAGAUUGUCCAGGCCGGUGUCUCACGUGCACUAAGUUCCAUCUUUCACACGAACUUUGUGCCUUGGAAGCUCCAUAAGAAAGGCUCGGAUUACGAGCCAAACGUCCACGGGAAGAUAAAUUGGCUCAAGUCCCUCGCGAUCACCCAGACGGGUAAGGACACGACUUUCAAGCCGGCAGAUGGGCAGGUGGUGGACGAGUCCUACAACCUGACGCUCAGCAAGGAUGGCAAGGCUAAGCUGACCGCAGUCUCGUCAAUUGGAGUACUGAGAGGCUUGGAGACGUUCACCCAGCUAUUCUACAAGCACUCUGCCGGGCCGUUCUGGUAUACCCCAUAUGCGCCGGUUGCAAUUGAAGAUGCUCCCAGGUUCUCUCACCGUGGCGUGCUCCUAGACGUUGCAAGAAACUUCUACUCUGUUGAUGACAUUACAAGCACAAUCGACGUUAUGGCCUGGAACAAAAUGAACAAGCUACAUAUCCAUGUCACGGACUCCCAGUCGUGGCCUCUCGAGAUCCCCGCUUUCCCAGACCUGGCAAAGAAGGGCGCGUACAGACCGGACUUGGUCUACAGCCCUGCCGACGUGAAAUACAUUCAAGAGUAUGGAAUCCACCGUGGCGUGGAAGUGUACCUUGAGAUUGAUAUGCCUGGUCAUAUCGGAUCCGUGGCUUGGUCGAAACCCGAGCUGAUUGUUGCAUACGACGGCUUUCCAUACUACUGGUGGUGCGCUGAGCCACCUUGCGGAGCCUUCAAACUCAACGACACGGCGGUCGAUGCCUUCCUCGAAAAGUUGUUUGAUGACCUGCUCCCUAGAGUCGCGCCAUACACAGCAUACUUCCACACUGGUGGCGAUGAGCUCAAUGCCAACGACUCGAUGCUAGAUCCCGGCGUCAGGUCAAAUGCCACAGAAGUUCUCCAGCCUCUGCUUCAGAAAUUCAUUGACGCCCAGCAUUCACGUGUGCGGAAGCACGGCCUUGUGCCAAUGGUUUGGGAGGAGAUACCUAUCGAUUGGAACGUGACGAUCGGCAAGGAUACUGUUGUCCAAGCUUGGUUGAGUGAUUCCUCUGUCAAGGCUAUCACCAGCAAGGGCAACAAGGUCAUUGACAGCAAUUAUAACUUCUGGUACCUUGACUGCGGUCGCGGAGAAUGGCUUAAUUUCGACAACGGCCUGGCCUGGGAUACCUUCUUCCCCUUUGACGACUGGUGCGGGCCGCUAAAGAAUUGGCGACUGAUCUACAGCCACGAUCCGGUAGCCGGCCUGACCGACGAGGAGGCGAAGCUCGUGCUCGGCGGCGAGGUUGCGGUCUGGAGCGAGACCAUCGACCCGGAGAACCUCGAGACUAUCCUCUGGCCGCGAGGCAGCGCCGCCGGCGAGGUCCUAUGGAGUGGACGGACGGAUGCCUCCGGCCAAAAUCGCAGCCAGCUGACGGCGGCGCCGCGCCUCAACGAGUGGAGGGAGCGACUGGUUGCUCGAGGCAUCCGUGCGAGCCCUGUCCAGAUGACAUUCUGUUUGCAAGCCGAGAACGCAGUAGAAUGGUAA
Messenger RNA from Phaeoacremonium minimum UCRPA7, 1644 nucleotides. RefSeq names its product putative glycoside hydrolase family 20 protein. Gene Ontology annotation, biological process: carbohydrate metabolic process; glycosaminoglycan metabolic process. The transcript is spliced from 4 exons. Gene Ontology annotation, cellular component: membrane. The coding region runs from base 1 to 1644 and encodes 547 amino acids. NCBI's taxonomy places the organism in Eukaryota, Fungi, Ascomycota, Sordariomycetes, Togniniales, Togniniaceae. Gene Ontology annotation, molecular function: beta-N-acetylhexosaminidase activity. The record is from RefSeq and is a predicted model, not a curated record.